UGUUGUGUGCGCGUUGACACUGCAGUGGUGAUAGGAAAUUGUUAGUCAGUAACUUGGAGGUUGUUAGGAAUGUUGACUGAUAAAGGAUAACUGGGUAUGUGUAGGAUGUGCACUGCGUCUAUUGGAAGGUUAAUUGUACGAUGUCUGUCUGUGUGUCAAUGUAGGAUGUAUCAGGAACCAUCGCUACGUGUGGAUGUUAAAUUUACUUGUAGAUGUCAAUAAGGGCAGAUGGUCGUUCAUUCACUAGUGUGGUUAGAGUAACGUGGGUUCAGAAUAGGUUUGUGUAAUGGCUGUAACAAGUGUAGUGUUUUCGUGGUCAUUGUAGUUGUGUAGGAAGGAAGAAUUACGCUUAACCUCUUCAGUACUGUGACGCAUUUUCACCUUGAGAUGUGUGUACGAUUAAAUCAUUCUAUUGAUGUUACAAAGCGUGUAUGGAUGUCACAAGGUUUCUCAAGUUGUAUAAAAUCACCAAAUAGUAACAGAAGGAAUAUGAAAACGCGUCUUGGUGCUGAAGGGAUUAAACGGGUCGCGUUACUAUAGAACUCCUUUAAGUAAGUUGUAUUUGAGGCUAAAAUGUUUCAGGUUAGUCAUUGUGGUUCCCUCGUUAUAGAAUAGGUACCAGAAUCGGCGAAAAGAAUGAGUGGACAAGAUUUCCUAACGUAACGAGGCUGGUGUUUCAAGGCGUUGACGAUCCAAAGGCCUGACUCCACAGCGGUAAUGAGCCUCGUCUACCUUGCACUUAACGGACAAUGCUCACUACCAACACCUCUGCCACCGCCACUACCGCCGUUGAGGGAGACUGGCUGGAUGAGUGGGUGAUAGAGGCGAGGCAGGUGUGGUGAGGCGGAGGAUUGGAGACGAGAACCUACAGAUGACGGCAGACACGGAAGAUUCCACUUACCAGGAGUUGGUGAUCCGAAGCCGUGACUGCAGCGAUCCCGUGCGUCCUGCACCAUCAGGGAAGGACUCUCUCUGGCUUCGCACUGCGCCUACAUUGACCGUUGCCGCCGCUGCUACCGCUACUCGGAGGGGCACUGCCUCGCAUUGGUCCUUCACUGCCGUCCCGCUAAUACACGUGUCGCCGUCGCAGCUACUGGCACUGAGGGACUUCGCCUCGCAGCGGCCUGGCAAACACCUGCUACACCACCACCACCACCACCGGAGUCCAGAGAUUCAGCUUCGCAUAGCAGACAUCCUCCUAUUCAACGCUUGCUGCCACUACCACCUCAUUAUGGUGGUGUCACUGUACUUGGAUCUGUUGUCUCUACUGAAUAAUAAUGUGUAAAGAAAUCUUUUUGUUUCGGUAAAUUUCCUUUCCUGGGAAUA
Messenger RNA from Portunus trituberculatus (swimming crab), 1326 nucleotides. RefSeq lists its product as uncharacterized. The coding region runs from base 872 to 1285 and encodes 137 amino acids. The transcript is spliced from 3 exons. The record is from RefSeq and is a predicted model, not a curated record. Lineage: Eukaryota; Metazoa; Arthropoda; Malacostraca; Decapoda; Portunidae.